AUGAGAUUGAGCAUCCGCCCAGAAAUCACCCGGGUCGGGAACGUGCAGCUACGCGAGAUGUCUUCUGUCUCGGAACUGGACGCAGGCGGUCAAGACACAUCGGGUGAUAGCACGGCUAACACCUCUGUCAAUCAGGAGAACAUUGUCAUCACUCCAGAUUCAAUCGAAAGCAUCGAGCGCAAUCUGGCAAUCGUAGUUCCCUGCAUGGAUGAAGAUAUCACAGUUCUCGAAGGCCUUCUUCGUGGUAUUCCACAUCAUUGUUCUGUCAUCUUCAUCUCGAACAGCAACCAGACAAACUACAAGGCGGAGUGCGAGUCGCUGCUCAAAUUCGGAAAGGUUGCAAGCCGAUCUGUUAUGGUACAUCAUCAAGGUGAGUCAACCUUCGCCCGCGCCUUCAAGGAAGCCGGAAUGCCAGAGCUGUUGCAACACCCAGGAACAAGUACGCCCGAGGGGAAAACACAUGUUCCACGCAUGAACAACGGAAAAGGAGAGGCUAUGAUACUCGGUGUGAUCAUCACGAAGCUUGUUGGACGUAAGUUCGUCGGCUUCAUUGAUGCUGACAACCGGAUUCCCGGAUCCGUCCUCGAGUACUGCAAAGUAUACGCCGCUGGGUUACAUUGGGCAUCGUAUCACAACAGAGAUACCGGACAAAAUCAGCAUGCCAUGGUGCGUAUCAAAUGGAAGUCAAAGCCAAAAGUCAGGAACGGCGAGCUCGAGUUUGAAGAGUUUGGACGCUCCUCGCGUGUCGUGAACGAAUGGAUGAACCGCCUUCUGAAAGUCCUCGGAGGUGACGCUACCCCAAGAACCAUGAUCGGAACCGGUAACGCCGGUGAACACGCUAUGGAUGUUGAGCUGGCCCUGAAGCUACGAUUCGCUACUGGUUAUGCUGUCGAGCCAUUCCAGCUGAUCGACUUGUGGGAACGCUUUGGAGUUUCAAACCGCCCGUCCUCAAGACCAGUGCACAUCUUGCAGAUCGAAACAUGCAAUCCACAUAUAUACAGUGCUAACCGACUAGAUGGACAUAUCCCACGCAUGCAGGCUCAAGGCCUGAGCACGAUAUACCACUCACGGCUUACACCCUCGCGUCUCAAAGACGAACUUCGAGUGUACAUGAAAGACAACUUGGCCACCGUGGUAGAUAGUACUGGAGAACCCGAGCCACCUCGCAUAUACCGCGCACUCGGUUCCUUAGAUUGGAAGAUAUUCGCAAAGAUUGGGUUGGGAAAGCAAGAUCGUUAUAGGGACAAGGCCAGACCCUAA
Alternaria novae-zelandiae is the source of this 1260-nucleotide messenger RNA. RefSeq lists its product as uncharacterized. NCBI's taxonomy places the organism in Eukaryota, Fungi, Ascomycota, Dothideomycetes, Pleosporales, Pleosporaceae. Gene Ontology annotation, biological process: mannosylglycerate biosynthetic process. The record is from RefSeq and is a predicted model, not a curated record. The transcript has a single exon. Gene Ontology annotation, molecular function: mannosyl-3-phosphoglycerate synthase activity. Gene Ontology annotation, cellular component: cytoplasm. The coding region runs from base 1 to 1260 and encodes 419 amino acids.